AUGGGUAAUUUCAUAAUUUCCAACUUUGGGCAACGGAACGCGACCGACAUCAAUACCAACGGAUCAAGCAGGGACUCGCUUGUCUCCGAGAGCGCGUCCAACACCAUGGCAAGUUAUCAGUCAGGCGGUGGAAGAGAAUCCCUUGUGUCUGUCAAUUCGUGUUUCGAAUACCCGCAGCAAAAUGACUCGUGGAAUAAUGGCCAGGAUUACCCGUCAGAGCAAAACACUUCUCGGAACCCGCGCUUCGAGAUAUUCGGUCAACGAUAUGAGCAGGUCCCAACACACUGGACGUCACGAGGACAGCCUAGUCACACCUUACAUCGAGAUACAUUCAAGGAAGACGAAGAAUACGACAUGUCUCUAUUGAAGGCAGCUGCUCCCCUGGGCAUGUCAAGCGGAGAUAUGACCACCACAAAUAAUGACUUCAGGGAGCCUACAACGCCAGUCUUUGACAUGACUUCAUUUUCUGGUCCUAUGGGCUCACAGAAUCAUGAUUUUAUCAAAAACCUUCAGAAGCAAGAAGCAAACGGGAAGCUCACAGGCGGGUUGGGUGCUGGCAUCAACCCAGACGCCACGAUGAAUACUCAACAACUGCUGGCAACGAGCCCUGCAAUCGAUCGAUCGUUUUCAUUUUCGCGAGCACUUUCGAUCAAAAGAAAACCUAGCGCCAGGAAAGAGAUUAGGAACUUGGGGCAGACCACUGCAAACAAAACCGGCGAGGUGAUUGAGGUGAUCAUGGAAGAACCGUCAGAUAUCGAUUUGAGCAGUAUGACAGGGCCCAACCCAGCCGGUGUUAAUCCAGAUCAUUUUCGCCAGUCAACGUUUCCCAGAGCAGACGCAAAAAAGGAAGUUUUUUAUCCACAGCCCAACUGGAAGCCUUUCACAAUGAGGUGGCCGUACCUGACCAGCAUGAUUUUGUUGUCACUCGGCCUGGCCAUCACCCAAGAAGUGCUGUAUCAACAAUCGAGAGCGGCCCCAUUAAUGAAGUUUCAAAGACCAGGAGACAUCAAUCCCUUUGACUACUUCAUACUGAAAUUCCUCCCCACGAUAGUGACAGUCACUUUCGGCGUCCUUUGGACAAUGGCAGACUUCGAAGUGAGGCGCCUGGAAGCAUUUUAUCAAAUGUCCAAGGAGGGCGGCGCACUGGCAGCAGAGUCGAUCAAUGUCGACUAUCUGACGCUGUUUAACCUCAUGAGACCGAUCCGGGCACUCCAUCGAAAGCAUUAUGCAGUGGCUGUCUCGUCGAUAAUAAGUUUGCUUGCUGUUUCCUUGGUUCCUACCUUGGGGUCCGCAGCCAUAGUGAUGAAUCCCGAUAAGACCAUCAGACACAACGAUCCUCUGGUUGAGAAGACCAUUACAAUGCAUCCAACAUUAUCCCGCCUCCUUACCUCUACAUUUUUGAUUAUAGCUAUUCUAGGUGUUGGCCUACUUCAUCAGCUGCAAAGUCGUCGAUCGGGUUUACUAGCCGACGUGAAGGGUAUCGCGGGUCUUGCUUCCAUGGCCGUGGUGAGCCACAUCAUGAUGGACUUCAAGGAUAUGGAUGUUGCCAAACCCAAAGCGAUCCACUCUCAGCUUAGGAACCACAGAUAUGUGCUGCGAAACUCUUCUUUAGCACCAGACGAUUCAUCCUCCAUGACAACGCAAGAAAAGGCUAGAUACAAGGAGGCACAUCUUUCAGAAAAUCCACAUCCAAUCAUGCUCCGCGCCGAAGGGGCAAUUCCUUUCAUCAUCGGUAUACUACUUUUUCUCGGCUUCAUAUUUGUACUUCUCUUCUCGCGGCUCAGCGAAGUCACCGACAAGGCGCCAUGGAUCGUGACGGCCCUCGCCGUGUGUAUCAAGCUCGCCUGGGAAAGUCUCGAGACUGACAUGCGCAUGAUGGAGCCCUACUACAUUUUAUCCAAGCGGCAUGCCCCGGCCAAGACGCUGACGCUCGAUUACACAGCCAUGCCCUUUGGUUGGAUAACGGUACGCGCUCUGCUGAAUCAGCACUGGCUCGUCGCCCUGGUCGGGUUCGGUACCGUGCUGGCCGAGACCCUAACCAUCUUUGUCACGUCGCUGGCAACGGUGGAAGGCAAGGACUUUGUCGACCAGAUCCGGUCCAACAUGGCGCACGGCGGCGACCAUCCUCCUCGCCACCAUGAUGAUACAAACCAGGGCGACUUUCAGUCGGGCCAGGAAACGGUGCAAUCAUUUGUCGUUUCGCUGGGCUUUGCCGUGUUUAUCCUGCUGUACAUGCUAGUGGUCGCGACCAGGGUCUUUGUCCGGCGGCGCCACCCCUUCUUGCCGCGCCAGCCCAACACCAUUGCCAGCAUCCUCGCGUUCAUGCAUCAGUCCAAGAUGCUCUACGACUUUGUCGGCACGGCCAAGCUCGGCACCGCCGAGGUGGCGCUCCGGCUCCAGGAUCUGGGCAAGACGUACGGCCUCGGUUGGUUCGAGGGCCGCGACGGCCAAACUCACUGCGGUGUUGAUGAGGAGGAGCUCUCGGGCCCCUAUAUUCAUGGCAUAGAUUUCAGCCAGGCAGCCAAGCCGUGGGAUCGGGAGUGGCAGUUAUUCUAG
Molecule: messenger RNA, 2556 nt
Organism: Pestalotiopsis fici W106-1
Lineage: Eukaryota; Fungi; Ascomycota; Sordariomycetes; Amphisphaeriales; Sporocadaceae
Exons: 1
Coding region: 1-2556 (851 amino acids)
Source: RefSeq, a predicted model, not a curated record